Microcebus murinus (gray mouse lemur) is the source of this 6363-nucleotide messenger RNA. Lineage: Eukaryota; Metazoa; Chordata; Mammalia; Primates; Cheirogaleidae. The record is from RefSeq and is a predicted model, not a curated record.
GUUUGCUCUUGUGAUGGUUUCCUUGCCUAUGCAGAAGCUUUUACAUAUGUCUUUUUUUUUCCCGUUUAAUAUGUUAACCGUAACGUAUGACUCACUGUUUUAAUUAAGUACUGUGAUUUUGUACUGAUUAGAACAAAGCGGACUAUUGAGGGCAGUGUCCUCCAGCCCAGAGUGUGCCCCAGCUGCUGUGUGUGCUGCAUUUCCGUGUCUGUUCUUUACAGUUUAGUUUCUUGCCUGUCUUUAGUUUGCCAAUCGCGGCUUCUCACUAAGCUCUCGUCAGUGUGCCUGAGCUCUCUGGGUCUGGUUUAGAUCAAUCAACAAGGAAACUGAGAGUAUUGUGAUGAUUUAGAAUAAGACAUUCAAAGCCAGGAAUUUCCCUCUGAGCGAUGUGCAUGAGGUCUAGUGUGUUACUGCUGACCUUGGUUUCAAUGCUUUGGAGGCACCCUUCCGGAUUUUCAGCAGUGCUGCUCUGUGACAAAGUAGCUAUGAUGAUACUCCUUAGAACACUAUAAACCAACGAGUCACAACUGUUUCAGAACUAUGGAAAACAUAGCGUUUGGGUUUUUAUUUUUGUUUUUAAAUGCGGAUUCUUCUGUAGCUACUUCUUGCCUCUGUUGUUGAAAAACAGUGUGCAACGCCCUUCCUCCAUCCUGUAACUGUCUUAUGCUGUAACAGACAUUCUUAUAUGUAACAAUUUUUGACAGCCUAGACCCUAGUUUGUUUUCUUAUUCAAUAACUAGGUCAAAAAACACUGUGUCUUACCUUUCUUUCUUGAUCUAGAGAACGGAAAGUAAGUCUUAGUCUUUACAUAUUUCUUCUCCUUAUUGUAAAUGGUAGGGAAAAUGAACCCAGUGUCUUUCAAUUCACCUGUUUUGUUUUGUUUUUUUCCCCCUCAUCUUAAAGGCUUGUGAAAUCGUACUAAUGCUAAGAAACUGGUUCAGAAGCAUGCUGAAGUUUAUGAAUCACUGAGCUAACUCAUUCAGAACUCAAGGCAGCACUCUUUGUUUUUAUAAAUAAGGAAACUGAGGCCCAGAGAGGGGUUAAGUAACUAGAGGAAAUAGCAUAGCCAGACUUAAACCCAAGUAGUCUGGCUCCAAAGCUCUUUUCUUUUAAAAAAACGAUCUGCAAUUUAGAUAACAAGCACCAAGCCAAGAGAAUUGGCAAGGUUGGUCUGAGUAUGCUGACAACCAGAUUUUUGUGUGCAAGAAACCAAAAAAAAAGAGGAAAUAUAGUAUUUUUUAUAAUGAAACAUGGCAAUUUAUUAGUUGUAAAUAUUUACAUACAUAGUAAACUUUUACACAACUUGGGGAAAGAUUUAAAGAAGCAUAAGCACAUUUGGUUCAACUUGGCACUGUCCCCAGCAUGUUCCAGCUGUAAACAAUCACACCUUAAUCUGACCUAAUUCUUUCUGCCGGCACCAGGUAGAACUUCAUCCUGAAACCUUUUUCUCUUAGCAUCAGAUCAACUCACUUCGAACCCAAAGGUCUAACUUUACAUUGAGAAUCCACAGCAAUUCUGACCUCAGUGUGCUUGUUGGUACCUUCGGCCAUUUUGAUAUGUUUGUUUUUAAUUUCUCUGGCAAGACCUAACCUGAGCCACCUGUGUAGUAGUUCUCUAACUCUGGUUGCAUUUACAGUUCUGAGUUCUAGCUCCCAGCUGCUUUUAAAGGCAGUUAGCAGUAAUAGCAAUAAUAUUAAAGAAGAGAAUAGCCAUGGCUGUGCUUUGUUGCAAUCGGCUGCCUAUGGCUAUACAUGAAAGCUCCAGUGGGUAGAGACUGGUAUACUAUGUUCAUUGAUGCAUGUCCAGCACAUACAGUGUUGCCAAGCACAUGCCAGGUGCUCAAUAAACAUUACUUGUUUGAAUUAUUGAAUAAAUGAACAAAUGGUUUUCCAUUCAGAUUUCUCAGUGGGAUCCCUUACAUCUCUCCUGAGUUGAUAAUUGAAAUGAACCACAGUUGAUUAAUAAACAAACUCUGAAGACAUCUUGCUAUUUAACAACUUUCAUUCUGUAAAAUCACCUAGUAUAAUAAUUGGCUUAUAUAAUAUUAGGUUAUUACCUGCUUAAGCAUCUUAGUUUGUACCCUUAGUCAUCUCCAAGCCCCUGCAUAAAAAUAAACUUUCUUCUUUAAAAGAAUCUAUACACAAAACACAACAAAAGCUAACAAUCCAGGCCCUGAUAUUAGCUAGGUAGACUUGACCUAAGCCUUCAUAGAACAAUUAACUAGUUCUAAGACAAGAGCAAAGUAACAUCUUUGAGUAUCACUUUCCUCAUCUGCAAAGCAAGGCUAUAAAUAACUGCCCACAUGCUGAUAGAAACAGCAUAUUAAUAUUGAUAACUUAGCCGUGACCCAUAACUAAUAAGUUGACUGAGGUAGAAUUCAAAGUUAGCUCCCCUGGCUCCAUUUUAACCGUUUUAGGAUGCCAAGACCCUAUAGAAUCAUUUAGAAAGGCACCAAAGAAGAGUGCUCCUGAGGCAAGAAGGACAAAUAGGAGUUUAUCAGAGAAAUUAAAUCAAGAAAGAGCCUUCCGACCUGAGUCGGCUGUGGGUGCGGCUGGCCAGGAUGAAGGGUGUAAGCUUGUCUUCAUUAGCAACAGCAGCUCUCGGCAGCUCAUACAACUUCCAUGGACCAGUCCAUAAAGAAAAGCCACACAGAAUGUGCAAGAUUAAGGGAUGUGAAGUAAAGAUGCAAUUAUUCUAACAUGAAAUAAGUAUUUAUAAUUAACAGUUUUUAUUAGCUGUACAUAAUAAAGAACUUUAACAGCAAAAAAUUGGAAUGUCUGCUUCUCCAACAGGUUUAGAGUGUGCCUAUGGGGGAGGAAGGAAGUAGUUGGAAGGAGAAGCAGUAAUUGUAGUGCUGUAAUAGCAAAUCAGGGAAGAAAUCUGCUCUUGAACACAUCAUUUUGAAAAGCUUUGAAGGGAAAACCAAACCCAAAUCCCUCUUUCACAGUAUUUACACUGCAGGGCACAGAGUCUGAAAUGUUUUCUUUCAAGAAUGAUUAUUGAAUUUAAAAAAAAAAAUUAUUGAACUAAAUUAGGGUAAGCGUAUUUGCUCAAGUACAAAUCAAGCCAUGCUUUUCACUUAGAAUGAUGAGAAAAUUCAAAUAACAGAAGCCUCAUUUCAAAUCCACUACAGUCCCUGUAUUUACAUGCUACAUCGAUGAUGGUGUUACUCUUUCAGUGCCGUGUGAAAGGGCUCAAGGGAAAGGGAAUGUAGACUAUGCACGUGGUUUGUUAUCUUUCCUCUAUUACUUUUUUUUCUUUUCUUUCAGUUCCGCCUUUUAUCCAACCUUUUGAGUUUCCAAGAUUCUCUAUUGGGCAGCGGGUCUUCAUCCCGUGUGUUGUGGUCUCAGGGGACCUGCCCAUCACCAUCACCUGGCAGAAGGAUGGCCGGCCGAUCCCCGGGAGCCUGGGGGUGACCAUCGACAACAUUGACUUCACAAGCUCCUUAAGGAUCUCCAACCUCUCCCUGGUGCACAACGGGAAUUACACCUGCAUAGCGCGGAACGAGGCAGCGGCUGUGGAGCACCAAAGCCAGCUGAUUGUGAGAGUUCCUCCGAAGUUUGUGGUUCAGCCGCGGGACCAGGACGGGAUUUACGGCAAAGCCGUCAUUCUCAACUGCUCGGCUGAGGGCUAUCCUGUGCCUACCAUCGUGUGGAAAUUCUCUAAAGGUGCUGGGGUUCCCCAGUUUCAGCCAAUCGCGCUGAACGGCCGGAUCCAGGUUCUCAGCAACGGGUCGCUGCUGAUCAAGCAUGUCGUGGAAGAAGACAGCGGCUACUAUCUCUGCAAGGUCAGCAACGAUGUGGGCGCAGACGUCAGCAAGUCCAUGUACCUCACGGUUAAAAGUAAGGAAGAAGAAAUGCUUCGUUUUACCUACAUAGGUCUUUGGGGGCUUAGAUAUUUCCAUUGUCUCCAUACAUACCUGUUGGAAAAAAAAAAUAAUAAUAAGACCAAUGGUUCACCAUAGCUGGGUUUGAAGUUUUGCUGUUUUAGAAACACAAUUGAAGAGGAUGGUGAAAGUCCAUGCAGCUGUCAAUAGCUUGUCAUGCCCGGGGCCCUCGUGCCUGGAGCAGGGAGUAGUCACAUUCUUCUCUCCCUACAGGUCUUGGAGCCACUGGCUCUGGGCAACCUAGCAGAUGAGUAGGUCUCUGCCUUUAGCGCCCACAUUUGUAAAUACAUGGUCUCAGAUGUGUACUUUGCUAAAUCCUUUUUUUGUGUGCAUCUUAUUAAUUGCAUGCUGGCUUGUCCAUAGUUUUCUUUUUAAAGAUCAUUAUGAAAUCAAGUGACUGGAAACCUCAUUACCAACAGCAAACAACUACGAGACAGAGUGUGUGGUACCAGGCUUAGGGUCUGUGCUGCUGGACCAGCUUAUAGGAAAGUGUCCCUUGUGAUAAAGGGUUUUUCACGCUUUGGUAACUGACACCAAGAAAAGGAUAUAAAGUGAACCAACUUUUACUGAAUCAUGCUUAUUAACAAAUCAUCGUGUGUUUAGUUUGCAGUGAGUAGUUUAUAUCCAUUUAUAUAAUUGUGAUUGUGAUUUCUUCUUGACUAGAAGCCUUUAUUAAGGCUUCCUCUAUGUUUAAUAUUCAUUCUGCUAUUAAUAGUUUGGAAAUAUUUCUGCCAUAUCAUUUAUUUAGAGGAGUGGAUUUAAAAGUGAAUUUCAGUGAGGUGUGUAUGUUUGUGUGUUUGUGUCUGUGUGUGAUAUUUAAAGGUGAGCCACACAAAUUAGUAGGCAUCAUAAUUCACUAAGAAUUUAUUUUAGUUAGUUAAUUAUUUCCAACAGAAUAGUAAAAGUAUCAAAGUAUUUAUUUGCUAAACUUAUGUAUUGUAAAACAGAUCAUGGUUCUGAAAUGGAGUUGUUUAGAAAUACAUUUUGCAGUCUGAGUUGACUAAGAAGAGACUGUUGUAGAAUCUAAUGUCAGUCUUAAAUGAUACAUGGGAUUCAAAAGGUAGGAUUGUUGGGCUAGGAGGGGUAUUCCAGGGAGUGGGAGCAGAGAAAGCAGACACAAGAAACUGAAAGAUCCAAGGCAGGAGGUGACUGAGUUUCAUAUAGCACGUGGAGGAGAUUAGGGAGGGAAGCAUUGCAAAUGGCCAUACUCCAAGGAGAAAUGAUUCUUAGAUUCUCAAACCAAUACCAACUAUUAGGGGAGAGAUGCCUUUAAAUACAUUAAUUUUACCAGUUCUUAAUAACCCAUGGCUGGUUUUACAAACCAUUUCGGCUUCAAGCUUCUGGUAUUUUUAAUUCCUUAAAAUCUUAAUAUUCAAAUUCUAAAAAGUAAAAAAAUAAUUUAAUGCUAGGAAUCGUGCAUGGGCUGAGGGUCUUAUCUGGGAAGUUUUCUCAUGGGCUUUCAAAAUAUACCCCCAAAAUAAAGCAUUUUAACAGAAAAUACCCACCACACACACCUCUUUUCUUUUUUUGAAUCAACAUGCUGAGGCUAUGGGCAAAGACUAGAGCAGGCAACCAUGCAUGGGGCUGCCAUGGAAAGCAAUCAGUGGGAUAGAAAAUUAAUCCGUGCAAAUCCUUCCAGUUUGGUUGAAAAGGCAGGGGGAGCAGGCUCUGCUUGCAGCCAGAUUUGGUCUCUGAGGAUGGCAUUGCACCCCUCACCCCAGGCCCAUUGGGGCUGCAGAAGUCUGGCUGCACCCUGAGAUCAGGACUCUUCCCCCAUAGCAGUGACCAUUUGAGGUCUGGAAAACGUGGUCUUUUAUGCUAAGAAAAUAGCUCCCCAAACCACUGGAUCUCAUAAAUGGAUGGCUGUCGCUCAUGUUUGUCCCAGGUGCCAAAAUUGCAUCCUCCCUGCCCCCAGCUUCCCGCCACUGGCCACUCUGAAGCCGUGUGUUCCCAGGAAGACCGAUUCAGCGUGGAUCUGUAGCCCAUGACGAGCAGGCAGCUCUUCUUUUGUGUGCUGCUCUGCAUAGGUGCUCUCUGAUCCCUGCACGCAGCAUAAAAGAGCAUUGCUUAUCAAACAGGGCAGGCGCUUCCCUGGAGACUCGGCUACUCCUGGAAUCUAAUGAACGUGCCUGGUUCCCGGAGCCUGCCCCACGGGCUGCAGUCCGCCCGGGCCCUGCAGCCUGUCUCCCCUCCUGCUCACGCUGGGCAGGUCCCUGGGUCAUCCAGCCUGUCAGAUCUCUGUGCUGUUAGAAGUAUGUACAUGCAUGUGCACAUGUGUACAUGCACCAGCGCACUCAGAUUUGAUCUGACUAUCCUCGGGGUAUGGCCUUUUUUUCUGGACUGAUUGCCACAGCGUGAUUGAACCUUUUUAAAACUUCAAUAGACUCAGGGGUACAGUGUUUUGUGGUUAUAUAGUUGAAUUAUAUAGUGGUGGAGUCUGGGCUUUUAUGUACAUAUCACCUGAAUAGUGUACACUG